This is a messenger RNA of Oncorhynchus keta (chum salmon), 2637 nucleotides long. It is a transcript of the gene fndc4a, whose product is annotated as fibronectin type III domain containing 4a. The transcript is spliced from 7 exons. Gene Ontology annotation, molecular function: protein binding. The record is from RefSeq and is a predicted model, not a curated record. Bases 656 to 1426 code for a protein of 256 amino acids. NCBI's taxonomy places the organism in Eukaryota, Metazoa, Chordata, Actinopteri, Salmoniformes, Salmonidae.
GAGAGGCACUGCAGAAUGACAGAUCACAAUGAAUAAAUCAUCAGAAAGCAGAGCUGACCACCAGAGAGAGAGGUGCGCUGCCAGAUGCCAAGGCGCUUGUCUGUCUAUAGUUCCAGAGCGAUGUCCGUGAUGCUGGACCUUCUCAACGUGUCAAUUCACAGGUUACCUGUAGCCUAUGCACUGACCACGAGACACGACGAACUCACACCAUAGGGGAUUGAGAAUCACACUUGAAAGAGGCUUGGUGUUUCUAUUUAGCAGAAACCUCCUUUAAAAACCUUGGAGUAGAUCGAACGCCGUCAGAUUCAAUGUGGGUACCGCGGUUUGAGAAAAGAGAGAAGUCUUCAAUAUCGGUGUGAUGGUUAACGAAUACAUUUGGGAUUAUUGUGGACAUGAAUGUACCGGGACGUGUUGACAAAAUGUUCGUCAAUAUGAUCUCUUUUGUCACGUACCUGAAGUUAAUUGAUCUACUCUGAAUACUUCGACUCGAAGGUUUCAACCGUCGCUUGGAUAAUAAGUGAUUAAUUCGGGAUUGUUUUUCUUCUUCCAAUAUGCUUAUGAAUUGAACGCAUUAAGUAGCCUGCAAGUGGGUACUUGAAGAUCUGACAUCUAUACAUUUUGAUAUAUAGAUUUGAGGAGAAUAAAACACGAAGCCAUGUCUUGUCUGCUGGUGUUAGUGAACUGUGUGAUCCUGUUGCUCUUCGCCAGCGACAUGCUGUUGGUCAGUGGAAACCGCCCUCCUGCUCCCGUCAACGUUUCUGUGAUGCACCUGAGGGCCGACUCUGCCACCGUCUCCUGGGAGGUACCUGAGGGUGACAUCAUCAUCGGCUUCUCCAUCUCACAGCAGAGACAGCAGGGCCACACCCAGCGCUUCAUCAGGGAGGUGAAUACCACCAGCAAGGCCUGUGUUCUGUGGGAUCUGGACGAGGAGACAGACUAUAUUAUCCAGGUCCAGUCCAUUGGUCUGUAUGGAGAGAGUCAGGCCAGCAAGAGGGUCCACUUCAGAACCCUCAAGAAGUCUGACCGCUUCCUGUCCAACAGCUCCAACCAAGAUGACCCUGCAGUGGAAGGUCUGGACAAGUCACGGCAGCUCCAGACAGGAGAGGCGAUCAUCAUUGUGGUCGUGCUGCUCAUGUGGGCAGCUGUCAUUGCCCUGUUCUGUCGGCAGUAUGACAUCAUCAAGGACAAUGACUCUAGUACCGGCAAAGACAAGGUAAAGCCGUCGUCGUUGGCGAGCACGCCAGAACACUGCUCCGGAGGACUGCUGAGGAAUAAGCACAGGACUGCUACGGAGAAAGGUCGGCAAGGUCAACCAGAGGGCAUUCACUCAGACCAUGGGAUACAUUUUGUAGGUUGCACAGUCAACUACAGGAGGACUGCUUAUGAGCAAGUUUCAUCCGUCGCUACAAUCCAUCAACAUAAUUGAGGUUUAAGGGAAGAAUGCAGAAUGCAGAAUGCAGAAUGCAGAAUGAAGAAUGCAGAAUGCAGACGCCAAUUCCAACCUUCCUCCUCCGUCGCUACGUUCUCCAACUCCUCAAAUCGUCUCUCCUCCUCUCUGAUGAAGACGAAACAAGUCAUUAAGAUAAACUGCCGCCCUGAGGCAUGACCGUUGAUGCAUGUCGGCCAAGCUAAUUUAGCAAAGAACACACACACACACACACACACAGAGAGAGAGUUAAGUAUACUGUACGUACACUAUUUCAAUGUAAAUACGUUAUACAUGAAAUAUUUCAAGUGAGAUACUUGGUUUGUAAUUAGUACACCACGGCCAUCUCUGGGACAUCUGUCUCUGUCGUAGAUUCAAUCCGUGUUGCUGAAGAUAAAUCCUCUUAAAGGCAAUGUUCCUGCGUCUUCGCAGAGGCUGCAAUGACUGUCCACUCUGCAUAUGUCGCUAGGCUCAAUCGGAAAAUUCCCUUUAAAACGUUAUUGUGGUAAAACACAGAUCUUCCGCAAUACAGACUGAUUCAAGCCCUCUGUGUUCAUGUUGUCGUGUGAUUUAAAAAAAUAUAUAAACUAGAUUUAUGGAUUAUGUUACUUUGAUUAUAUCCUUGGAUUUGUUUUGUUUUUUUUGCAUCUUAAUCCCCCCUUGUACAGUCAUUUCACAAUAAUAACAUCCCAAUUGGUUGCCACAAAAUACUCAUACUUGGAGUAAUUAUCACAGGUGAAAAUAUUGUGAUCUGAGUCCGACAGACUAUAGCGAUGCUAAUAAGUACGAAUGAUAGAAACUGGUUCUGAACACAUGCAGUUGUAGAUGAAUAUUAUGACCAUCGUCAACGUGUUAUUGACGCCUGUCUGCGCGUAUGAAGACAUGUCUAUAUCCCAUAAGAUUGACUACUGGAGGUGCGCAUGCCGGUCAUUCAUCCAUAGCAUCAUAUCAUAUUUGAUGUGCUCUCUAUUUUACCAAUACAAAAUAUGCAACAACAGAAAUUAUUGCAAUACUGGGAAAGCGGAAUAUUAUCCAUUUUUAUAUUGUCAUUUGAUCAUCCUUCCUUUUAGUUAGGACUUGUUUGUUUGGAUGUUUUGACACUUGUAAAUAUCCUGACACUGUGUUUUAUCUGCACUAUUGAACAAUAAAGUUUAUUUCAAAUUCAAAAUGGAAUGUCUGCUGUCCAGACUGAUUAUGAUGUAACAGGGGAA